Canis lupus familiaris (dog) is the source of this 1657-nucleotide messenger RNA. It is a transcript of the gene YPEL4, whose product is annotated as yippee like 4. The transcript is spliced from 5 exons. The coding region runs from base 392 to 775 and encodes 127 amino acids. The record is from RefSeq and is a predicted model, not a curated record. NCBI's taxonomy places the organism in Eukaryota, Metazoa, Chordata, Mammalia, Carnivora, Canidae.
GACCGGGGUACAGACGAGAGACAACCUCUGGCCCCCCAGCAGCUGGCCAGCUUGGCAGCCCCAGGCCCGAGCCCCUAACUCCCCUCCCCCGCCCCCAUCCCCUUCCCCAUUGAAGGAGCGGAAAGAGAAGAGAGAAGAGUGAGCAGAGAGAUUGAGAGAUUGAGAGAGAGAGAGAGAUAGACGGAGAUCUCUGGAGCAGACCUCAAGGUGACUUCCAUUUCUAUCUGGUUCACGUCUGGGGGGGCCCUGGCCGGGCAGCCCCCCCACAUCUCUCCUGCCCUGAAACACGGCUCUAGCCAACCUGCUCCGCUGCUUCACCUGCGACCGUCUGUGUGGGGGCUGCACGGCGCCAGCCCCUCCGGCCCGCCAGGGCAUCGUCCUCCAGCCGGUCAUGCCCAGCUGCGAUCCUGGCCCGGGCCCCACCUGCCUCCCCGCCAAGACAUUCCGCAGCUACCUGCCCCGUUGCCACCGCACCUACAGCUGCGUCCACUGCCGCGCACACCUGGCCAAACAUGAUGAGCUUAUUUCCAAGUCUUUCCAAGGGAGCCAUGGCCGAGCCUACCUGUUUAACUCCGUGGUCAACGUGGGCUGCGGACCGGCUGAGCAGCGUCUCCUGCUCACGGGGCUCCACUCGGUAGCUGACAUUUUCUGCGAGAGCUGCAAGACCACCCUGGGCUGGAAGUAUGAGCAGGCUUUUGAGACGAGCCAGAAGUACAAGGAGGGGAAAUACAUCAUUGAAAUGUCACACAUGGUGAAGGACAACGGCUGGGACUGAGGGGCUCAGGCAGGCUGUGCCCUCCCUCCGCAUGCCCACCCUCCCCACACCUGUCCCCUGGCCCUGCCAAGCAGUCCAUACCAGCAUGAGUACUGCCCCACCCCUGGGGGGAACCCAACUCCCACCACCCCUCCCCACCCCUUCCACCUCGUCACUCCUAGGCCCCUUGGGAACAGGGGCCCGGGGUACCCCAGGGGUGUUCAAGGCUCAGGGAGAGACAGAUGGUCGCGGGUCCUUCUAACGCUGAGGUCCUGAGAAUGGAGGUAAUGGCAGGGUAUAAGGCAGGCAGAGGACCGUGGAAGGAUCCGUGUUGGCCCUAACCUCUCUUCUGGGUGAAUGGAGGACAAGCCUUAGACACGGGGCUGGUAGGUCCCAGGCCACGGGAGUAGCAGAUGAGAAGGGGCUGGUGUUGGAGUGAAAUUUUGGCCUCAGACACCGUGAGACACCAGUCUCUGACGGUAAAGCUUCCCACCCCCGUUCGCAGGAGAAAGGAUUCGGGGGUGGAAGGGAAAAAAAAAAUCCCAGAUCCCAAGCCCUGGGAAAUAAAAGAAUCACAGGGGUUUCCAUUUCACUCCACUUGUUUGCUCAUCUUGGCACUAAAGAGGCACUUUCGGAGUAUCUACCCUUCGCCAGUGGGUGGGGUGGGCAAGCUGCUCCUGGGACACCCCCCACCCCGGUCGGCUGCUUCCAGAGCGAGCGGGCUUUCUGGGCAUGCUGAGGCCCAGCCGCUGCUCCCGGGGCCACGGUCCCGUGGAGGGGAGGUGGGACAGCAGUACCACGGGGCCAGGCUUCCUUCGUGGCUGCCACCAGCGAAAGAAACUUUUGUAUGAUACAUAAAGUGUUUGGGUCUAUUUUUAAUAAAAAGGGGAAAAGCAACUGGGA